AUGGUAUCGUGGGAGGACAGCAAGUCCCCCAAGCCCGGCGACCUCGACGGCAUCGGAGCCGAUAAGUUUGUCGAGUUUUUCCGGCAGGCGUCUCCGUACAUCGUCAACCACCACGGCAGCGUCAUGGUCGUCGUCAUCCCGGGCGAGGUUUUCGUGGCCAAGGACAUCCUGCAAGGCAUCGUCCAGGACGUCGCGCUGCUGCAGUCGCUGGGCGUCCGCGUGGUGCUCGUCCUGGGAUCCAACAAGCAGGUCGAGGAGGGCCUGGUGGACCGCGGCAUCGGCAGCGAGGUCGUCGACGGAUACCGCGUCACCACCCCGGAGGCGCUCGAAGUAGCCAUGGAAGCCGCCGGUCGCAACUCGGUCCUGACGCAGGCGCUGCUGUCGCGCGGGAUCAACGUCGCGGUGACGCGGCGGCACGGCGACCGCGGCAACGACGCCUCGAACGGCGCGGGUUCCGCCACGGGCGUAUCCGGCAACUUCAUCCAGGCCAAGCGAAGGGGCGUGGUGAAGGGGAUCGAUUUCCAGUACACCGGCGACGUCGUCAGCGUGGACGUCAACGCCGUUCGCGCGCGACUGGAGAUGGGCGACGUCGUCUUGCUCUCGUCCCUGGGUUUCAACGCCGCGGGCGAGGUGUUGAACUGCCAAGCGUACGACGUGGCGGUGAGCGUGGCGGUGGACCUAAGGGCGGAUAAGUUGGUGAGUUACCUGUCCCCGGCGGACAUGCCCCGCGACGCCACCACGGGGACGCGGAUGAAGUACAUGCCGCUGAGCGUCGCGGAGGAGUACAUCAUCGACAUCGCGCGGCACGGCGCGUGGAGCGCGGAGACGAUGGAGGCGGUGGGUGGAACCGCGGAGGCGCUUCCGCUGCCGCCGCCCGCGGGGCAGUCGGACGCGGACGGCUGGAUGCUCGACUCGUGGCGGUGGUUGCGCACCGACGGCGGCGACGGCAUGGACAACCCGUUCAGCGUCGGUUCUUCCCCGUGGCAGCGGCUCACGGAGCGGGGUUUGCAGUGGCGGGUCGAGGGAUGCCCGCAGGAGGUGUGCGCCGCGGUGUUCAGCUGCAAAGCCGGGGUUCGUCGCGCGCAUCUCGUCGACUACACCGUCCCGGGCGCGCUCCUCUUGGAGCUGUACACUUACGACGGCGUGGGCGCGAUGGUGAGCAGGGAUCGAUACGAGGGCACCCGACCCGCCAAGCCCGGGGAUUGGAUCCACAUCAAGUCCAUCCUGCAGCCCCUCGCCCGGGAGGGCACCACGGUUCAGAUGACGGACGAGGCGCUCAUCGCGGAGGUGAGCAAGGGGAACUUUUCGGUGAUGGAACGCGACGGGAAGGUCAUCGCGUGCGCCGCGCUUCGUCGGUACGAGUGGAACGAAUCGAACAACGUGGCGGCGUUCGCAGUGCGGCCGGGGUACCGCAACGAGGGCCGGGGCGAUCAGCUGCUGCAGUACCUGGAGAGCCGAGCGAGGGGCGCGGGUAUCGAGAAACUCUUCCUGCUGACGACGCGGACGGCGGAUUGGUUCGUGGAGAGGGGUUUCAUCCACGCGGGCGCCGCGAUCGACUCGCCGCUGCUGCCGCCGGGGAAGCAGGCGCAGGAGGGGCGCAACUCCCAGCUCUACAUACGCACCCUCAAGGACUGA
Molecule: messenger RNA, 1635 nt
Organism: Micromonas commoda
Lineage: Eukaryota; Viridiplantae; Chlorophyta; Mamiellophyceae; Mamiellales; Mamiellaceae
Exons: 4
Coding region: 1-1635 (544 amino acids)
Biological process (GO): L-arginine biosynthetic process
Cellular component (GO): cytoplasm
Molecular function (GO): L-glutamate N-acetyltransferase activity, acting on acetyl-CoA as donor
Source: RefSeq, a predicted model, not a curated record